UAAAAGCGUCACCAAAUUGGAUACACCUGCGUCUACCGGAGUAACGGCGACGGUGGCAACUUCUUUGUUUUAGUCACAAAGUUGGAAAAAUAAUUAAUAGCUUUUAACAUUCGUGUUGUCAAUGACAUUUAGAGGUAGAACCAGGGGCCAGUUUGUGAAGAUAUUGCGGGUUUGUGUCUUGGGACCAUAAAAGUACAGAUAACCUCGCUAACGUUAGCUAGAUUUUUUUUUUUUUUUUAAGAAACUGCUAACCGCGACAUAAAUUUGAAACGGCUAGCGUUAGCGGUUAGCUUCGUCUGUAAUAUAAAUCUGCCCCUAAUUUUAACGAUGAAGGAGAUAAUGAAGUGUGUGAGCCACCAGCAGGCCAGCCAGCUGCUCCACAACAAGUUCGUUGUGGUGCUGGGAGAUUCCAUUCAGCGGUCUGUAUACAAGGACCUUGUGCUGCUGCUGCAGAAGGAGAAAUAUCUCACCUUAAAACAACUCAAGAGCAAGGGUGAGAUGAGUUUCGAACAGGACUGCCUGGUAGAAGGGGGUUGUCUGAGAGAAAUGCACAAUGGAACAGAGUACCAAGAGGUUCGGCAAUUCCAGUCCACCCACCACCUGGUCCGCUUCUACUUUGUAACCCGCAUCUACUCUCGCUACAUGCAGAGCAUCCUAGAGGACUUCCGCCAUGGCUUGAAACCAGAUGUAGUCAUUGUCAACUCCUGCGUUUGGGAUGUUUCAAGAUACAAUAACAAAUGGAUUGACGACUACAAGGAGAACCUGCACAGAUUCUUUGAUGAGCUGAGUGGGAUUCUACCUGAGGAGACCCUGGUUAUAUGGACCCUCACCAUGCCCUUAGCAGAGAGGAUCAAGGGUGGUUUCCUGGUGCCUGAGAUUGAGCACAAGGCCCCCCAGCUGCGUUAUGAUGUGAUCGAAGCGAAUUACUACAGUGGGACUGUGGCUGACGCCUACGGGAUGGAUGUGUUGGACCUCCACUUUCAGUUUCGCUUUUCCCUGCACCAUCGUACAAAGGACGGAGUCCACUGGAACGCCCUUGCCCACCGCAGGAUAACCUCUCUGCUGUUACAGCACACUGCACAGGCCUGGGGUGUCAUUAUGUCCUGUCCACUGACAGCUGUGGAACAUACUGAGGUUACUGUUCAGCAGCCGAUCUACAGACAUGCUGCCAACCCUACAGGAGUAGGGAGUACGUCUAACUACCACUACCCUCUUCCUAUCAACUAUUUUUCCAACAUGGAGAGGCAUCCAGCACAGAGAAACUACAGUGGCUACAGGGAGGAGUUCUUCAGUGACUCCCUUCCUUCUAGCUAUUUGAACUUCGAGGUCAACAACCCGCUGCUACAGACAUAUCGCCAUGAAGCAGCUGGAGCUUUAAGACCUGCCCUCCCACCACAGCCUCUCCCAUCAGCCAACAGACAGAGGCACAAACAUGGACAGGCUGGAAAUGGUUUUGACUACAGACCUCCCCAUCACUUUGAGCGUUAUAAUGAGUACCAUCAUCAGAACGUGGUGAGGAGCCGACAGAGCAGACGCCACUAUGCUCCUUACACCCAUCACAGACCCAAUCAAUAUUCCCACAAUGGCAGUUACUACUGAGAUGUUUUACACCAUUCAGACUUGGUCAGAUUUCUCUUAUUGUGUUAUCUACUCUGAUCUCCUGCAGAAUCUGCAGUACGUUGUAUUUCACAAGUCUUCUGUCUUCUACAUCAGAACCAUACAAAGGCUUGUAACAGGAGGAACGUUAAAUUUCACACUUAGUUCAUUCCCAGAUUUUAUUGAAUUCAGUUAAAGUCCUCCUUUUCUUAUGUAAAUUAGCACUCUUAGUUGUUACAAAUUUCAGUUGUUUGUUCUUUAGCACCAAAUAGAUUUUAAAUAUAUUGUUCAUUUGAAGGCAUUUUUUAAAAUUCUGCAGCUAAAAUGUAUCAGGUGCUGUGUUCUAUUAAAGCUGAUGCUAAAA
Messenger RNA from Lates calcarifer (barramundi perch), 1960 nucleotides. It is a transcript of the gene fam113, whose product is annotated as family with sequence similarity 113. The record is from RefSeq and is a predicted model, not a curated record. The transcript is spliced from 10 exons. NCBI's taxonomy places the organism in Eukaryota, Metazoa, Chordata, Actinopteri, Centropomidae. Bases 328 to 1599 code for a protein of 423 amino acids.